AUGACCUUCCCCCACCCACUAGCCGCGAGCUUGCUCCUUCUAUCGCCCUUUCCCCAUCCACGCCCAUUUUUCGACUUCAGGGUCUUGACGACUCCUACCCUUUCGUCCUUCUUUCUCCACCCCCCGCGGACUGCAAGCUUGAAGAUGGUUCCGUACGGCGUUGAAAGCCCGCUCAUUCUCGGCGUGCUGGAAAUCGGCGUUUUCGUUUCUGUGUUUCUCUUCGGUAUCGUUGCGCUUCAGGGCUACAUCUACUGGAGGAGUGCUGCAGAGGACCGUCUGUGGUUGCGUAUCUUCGUUGGGACUCUUCUCAUCCUCGAACUGGCGCACACGAUCUCAGCUUGCCAUGCAGUUUACUUCUUCACCAUCCUCGAAGCGGGCGUUCCCGAGCUCGAGAGGGUGGCCAACUCAUAUUCGCUGGCGGUUACCCCUGUAUUCGAAACUGCUAUCACUGCGAUGGUGCAGGGCUUCUUCACCUACCGCAUUUAUCUCCUGUCUGGACGCAAGCUGAUCCCCGGAAUCUGUGCUUCACUUGGCCUAGCACGGCUCGUUGGCGGGCUUGCUAUGGCCGUCGAGGGCGUCAACGACGUUCCAUUGCAGCCCAAUGGCUUCCACUACCAGAACACAUAUGGAUGGGUUAUCACUACGGCACUAGACAUCGGCGUCGUGCUCGACGUCCUUAUCACGCUUUCGCUCUGCUUUUACAUGCGCAAGCUAUACGAUCCGUACAAUCUGCCAGGCGGGGAGGUGCUGCUUGACCGGAUGAUUCUGUGGACUAUCGAAACUGGACUGAUAACAAGCCUCACAUCCGUCACGGUGGUGAUUGCUUUCACCACGAUGAAGUACAACUAUGUCUGGCUUGCGCUGUACACCCUCUUGGCUAAAUGCAACCUUAACUCACGUCCGUCCAACCGCCGAAUCGUGCGAAACGGCCGCGGGUCGCCGGAACCGACUACUGGCGUCAAGACGUGGUCGCGUUGGGAUGCCACGCCGUCCCCGAGCCGUCCGGUAUCGCCCCGCUCCUCCUUGACCAUCCAUAUUACGCGCACACGUACAACAGACGCAGAUUUCGAUACGGAAAAGACGUUCAUUGAGAAGGGCCUGCUCUCGGCGCCGAACUCUCGGCCCGCGUCCCCACCGUGCCUCCAGCCUGGUAAUGCGUCGGCGGGCCCUCAACAUGAGGUGGACAACGCAUUGCUGACAGUUCCCGUGGAUCCUGAGCGGCUCGCGGCUCGUGUGCGCAGCUUGGGUCUGUCAGUCGUCGGGAAUCAUCGAUCAUUGCGUGACGAUUACGCGAUCCGCUUCUCUCCUCCUGACUCCCACGUCGUCAUGGCCCUCCAACCCACCCUCCGUGCGUUGCUCAUCGCGGGCACCCCCGACGCGCCGCACACUCUCGACGUCUUCCUGGACUACGUCUGCCCCUUCAGUGCGAAGAUGGCACGCGCGAUCGACAGCAUACUCGGCCCGCUCCUCGGCCCGGGCGGCGUCUACUACGGUAAGGUGAAGGUCGUGUUCCGCCCGCAGGUGCAGCCGUGGCACGUCUCGUCGACGCUGGUGCACGAGGCGGGACUCGCAGUUGCACGCGCGGCGCCGGCGUCUUUCUGGCCGUUCUCGCUCGCACUGUUUGCGCGGCAGGGCGAGUACUUCGAUGCGCCGACGGAGAAGCUCACGCGGGCCGAUAUCCGCGCAAAACUCGCGGCGCUCGUGGCCGAGGUCGACCAAAGUGCGGCGGAUGGUGUGACCCAGCUAUUGACGCUGAAGACUACAAGCCCGAAUGGCGGGAACGGCGUCACUGACGAUUUGAAGUACACCAUCAAAUUCGCCCGGCAGAACGGGAUACAUGUCUCGCCGACUGUGCUGUGGGACGGGCUCGUCGCCAACGAAAUAUCGAGCGGGUGGGGAGAGACGGAGUGGGAAGGAUUCCUCGCGGCGAAGGUCGUUCUCUGA
Mycena indigotica is the source of this 1944-nucleotide messenger RNA. RefSeq lists its product as uncharacterized. The transcript is spliced from 16 exons. Lineage: Eukaryota; Fungi; Basidiomycota; Agaricomycetes; Agaricales; Mycenaceae. The record is from RefSeq and is a predicted model, not a curated record. Bases 1 to 1944 code for a protein of 647 amino acids.